AUUGGGCAUAAAACGACGUCGAUUCAAAUGGCUAUUAAACGCCUCAGAGGGGCACCUCCUCUGCUAGGGUUAGAAGCCUCUCCUCGUUUUCUCUCGGUGCCUUCAGACGCUCCGCCGCUCUCUCUCUCUCCACUGAUCGAACUCGAUGGCUCCGAAGAAGGAAAAGGCUCCUCCGUCGUCCAAGCCCGCGAAGUCCGGCGGGGGAAAGCAGAAGAAAAAGAAGUGGAGCAAGGGAAAGCAGAAGGAGAAGGUGAACAACAUGGUGCUGUUUGACAAGGCCACAUACGACAAGCUCCUCUCUGAAGCCCCCAAGUACAAGCUCAUCACUCCUUCCAUUCUUUCCGAUCGGCUGAGGAUCAAUGGAUCACUUGCAAGGAAGGCUAUAAAAGAACUGAUGGCCAGAGGACUGAUUAGGAUGGUAUCUGCCCAUUCAAGCCAGCAGAUAUAUACUAGGGCAACUAACACUUAGGUGUCUCAUAUUUUUUUCCUCGUGAAAUUAUAUGUAGAAUGGUUAUUUUAAACCCGCUUUGUGUCGAGAUUUUGUUAUGCUUAUGCUACUGGAUUUGAUGGUCUUGAAGUUGCUCGCAAGGAUUUGUUUCUUUUGGGGAUUUUUAUGGAACCUUUUGAGAUUGUUGUUUCUA
Diospyros lotus (date-plum) is the source of this 641-nucleotide messenger RNA. RefSeq names its product 40S ribosomal protein S25-2. The transcript is spliced from 4 exons. Bases 146 to 469 code for a protein of 107 amino acids. Gene Ontology annotation, cellular component: cytosolic small ribosomal subunit. Gene Ontology annotation, molecular function: structural constituent of ribosome. The record is from RefSeq and is a predicted model, not a curated record. NCBI's taxonomy places the organism in Eukaryota, Viridiplantae, Streptophyta, Magnoliopsida, Ericales, Ebenaceae.